CUCUUGGCUUUCAUCUGGCCAUGUGACAGUGACUUUGACGUCAGCUGGAGGCAGAGUCUGUGGUUUAGUCCACACAGCCAAAGGCUUGUGAGAAUCUGGUGGAUGCUGGACUUAUCCCCCUUGCUGCUGCUGCUUCCCAGGGGCUGCCAGGGCAUGGACUACUAACGCCUUGCGUUUCUACCGUGGGAGGCUACCGGUUUGCUUUAUGCUCUAAUCAGAUAAAAAAAUUUGACACCAAGAUGGGAAAACAGAACAGCAAACUACGUCCUGAGGUCAUGCAAGAUUUGCUAGAAAGUACAGACUUUACAGAACAUGAGAUCCAAGAGUGGUACAAAGGCUUCUUGAGAGACUGUCCAAGUGGACAUUUAUCUAUGGAGGAGUUUAAGAAAAUAUAUGGGAACUUUUUUCCUUAUGGGGACGCUUCUAAAUUUGCGGAACAUGUAUUCCGCACUUUCGAUGCUAACGGCGAUGGAACAAUAGACUUUAGAGAAUUUAUCAUAGCCUUGAGUGUAACAUCUAGAGGUAAACUGGAGCAAAAGCUGAAGUGGGCAUUCAGCAUGUAUGAUCUGGAUGGAAAUGGAUACAUCAGUAAGUCAGAAAUGCUGGAGAUAGUGCAGGCAAUCUAUAAGAUGGUUUCUUCGGUAAUGAAGAUGCCAGAAGAUGAGUCAACACCAGAGAAAAGGACAGAGAAAAUCUUCCGUCAGAUGGACACCAAUCGAGAUGGCAAACUCUCUCUGGAAGAGUUCAUCCGAGGAGCCAAGAGUGAUCCAUCCAUAGUCCGUCUCCUUCAGUGUGAUCCUAGCAGUGCAGGGCAAUUCUAAAACAGUUCUUUGGAUGAAUUAUGUAUCUGCUUUUUGUUUUGUUUUUUUUGCCAAACAACAUUCAUGGUGGUGUUGCCUCUGUAUGACCAAUUAUGCCUUCUUUUGUGGCAUCUUUUAGCUUCUUUUGUUGUGGAUUAAUUAUAAGAAUGCUGAAUGCUCUUAAUAGUUUGUCCAGAACACAGACAGAAUACUGUUUUAAAUGGACAUUGUGGUGUUAACUUGUUUAGAAGAUUUUAUUUUGUUCAAUUUGUCCGCUCUCAAAAGUAAACAACAAGAAGGAAGAAACCUUCAGCAACACAUUAUUGCCAGAUUUUAGAAUGCUGUUUUAAUAGCUGAAAAUUCACCCACAGGAUCUGAAGCACAAUAGUGGUUGAAGUGCAAGGUGUUACAACAGGUGCAGUAUUUGAUUUGUACAGUCUUUUUUUAUCCAGCAGGCACAAGUGAAACUACAAGACAGGAUGAGUAAGAAGUGUUAAUACAAUAAAUUAGCAAGUUCUAGCCUACUUCAAUCUCCCUACAAUGCCACGUUGUUUCUAUACUGUGAAAGUUUUUAAGGUGCAUUGAGAAGGGGGGGGAAAUGAUCAGCUGUUUUUUUAACAGGCUUGUGCUGGUUGAUUUAACACGGUUUUAUCUGGAAAUCAAACACAAUUUAUAAUCCUGAUUAAUACAAAAAACAAAAAAAACAGAUGGAUGUUACCUGUUGCCAUUUGGAAUUAGUAAGUGUAGUUGUGUAUAUUACAAACUGAGUAUUGAACACAAAUUUAAGGGAGAUGUGCGUUGAAUGAAAGAUUUUCAGAUUAGUAAUAAAGCAGUUUCUACUGCAGGAGACUGGGAGUUGAGCUAAGAAAUAACAUUGUGCAACCUUAAGCAGCUGACACUGAGACAUGUCCACUGUUAUGAAUGUUCUUGUCUAGACUGGACUUUUUUUUCUCUCUCUCUCUCUGUGCACAUAGAUAAUGCGGUUCCUGUGUCUGCUUCUAAAGGUUGGAGAGCUACUAUCACAAACUGUUUUAAAGCUAGAAUUGUAGAAUUCAUACUUCAUUUACUUUAGUGGGGUUGAAAGAUCUGUACUGAAACAAGGACAUGGUACGCUUAAUAAUAUAUUUAUAUAUAUAUAAAUGUUUUAAAAAAAUUAGAUGUAAGAGAAAACUGUUGAAUGUUUAUCUUUUCUCUUGGAUGCAAAAGGAUUUCUGAAACUUGCUGCUGCAAAAUUCUUUCAUUUGGUCAGGGUCACUAUAUUCCAAGCAGUGUGUACGUUUGGGAUCCCUUAAGGAAUUUGCAAGCGCUGCUUUGGCAAAAAAGCUUAGCAACGGGAGGUACUAUGCUGACCGAGUUUGAGAUAACCUGUCAUUUGUUGAGUCUGCUUUGUGAUAUGGUAGGUGAUAUAUCACUGCAGUCACUGCCCAAUAUCAGGAACUUGUGAGACUGUUAUAGUAUAAUGAGGAGCGAGGUUGAUAUUCUAUUAAGUGACCUUGUAGAUGCUAAACCUCAACUAGCCUUAAUUUAAAAUAAACUGAGUAAAAUAGGUUAGAUCUGCUGCUGCAAACUAGUUAAAUGCUGAUUAGCUAUCAGGAAAAAGCAGUAGAAUAUAUUAACAAGUUUUUGCUGAUCACUAGCUAGGAGAACAUAUAUACAGUAAUUUAGGAAGGAAAAAGAUCCUUGACUUAAUUCUCAAUACCAUUUUGCUCUGUCAUGCUUAACAUAUGGAGCACAGUGAAAAUUAAUUAUAGAUAACAUAGUUAAUAAGAUCUUUCAAAUUUACUGUAAGUGGCAAAGCAAUCCUGAAUAAAAGGUCAUCAGGCCCAUUUCUUUGUCUCGGAUGACCUAAAGGGCUUAUCCAGAAUCAUUUUCAAUUUAAACAGAAAUGCCAUUGAUGUAAUUCUCCUGCUAAAUGAGCUAAAAGACCAAACAGAGUUAUGUGUGAGAGACAGACAGACCGAGGCACACACAAGUGCAGGUUCAAUACAUAACUUUUUUAGCUUUUAGCACAGUCAUGGAAAUACUACAGUGAAAUUUGCUGGUUGGCUGAAAUGUUUUUUGCCUAUUUCCCAUCCCUGUCUUAUCCACACCCCACUGGAAAUACUAUGCACAAAACAGAACCUUUAAAGCACUUGUGCUCUUCAAGAUAAUUUUCUGUGUUUGUCAGAAAUAGACCUCAGAGAGGCCUUGGCCCUAGAAGAAAUCUGCUGAGAUCUCCUCAUACUGAAUCAAAGGUCAGUUCUCUCCUUAUUGCCUGGAGGGCCAUUUUUCAUUUGGACAAAUCUGGCUAGAUCCUUGGUUGUUGUAAAUUGCUGCAUUAAGGUGAAUGGGUCUACACUGAUUUACACCCACUAAGGAUCUGCUCCUUCAUCAAACAUAAGCAAUUAGUGUCACUGUAUCAAAGCCCUUCUUUGGGUCAUUUCAUCACAUCCACUAUGUAAGAAAAAUAAAUUGGAAUAUAAAUUUUCUAGAAAUCUGAAUACACAUUGAAAAAUUCCAAUCCCAGGUAUCAUUGCAGGCUUGUGGAUCAAAAGCAGACAAGCUAGAAAAAUUGACAUUUAUUAAAGUUGAAGUAAAGUAUGCAAAGUGGCUAGCUCCUACAAUUAGUUUGUUUUUAAUACAGUGAAAGCAGUUGCAUGUGACUGAAACUAUUAAAAUUUUGCUUUUUUUAAGCAGCUGCCUUCCAUCUCUUUUUUUUGUACUAUGAAAAUCCUUUGGCCCAGAACCUAGUUCCUCAAUUUGGUGUUUGGCUGUUUUUUGACAGAAUCAAUUUGUGUAUUAGUACUUUAAACUAUGUGCUUGAAAAUGCAACCUGUGAUAUGACCCCAGGCCAGUGGAGUUGUAAUUCUUUCCACUGAAAGACUAGGAAUGUAACCCACAGCUGCAGAGGACAUAAAUAACUGGAGAUAUGGUUAUUGUAUAAACAUUUACAAAAUGCAUGAAGAUUAUUCCUUAUUUCUGCCUGCCUUUCACAAUUUAUUUUGUUUCAAAAUAUUAACUGUUCCUUUCUUACUCUUCAAGUAAAAAUUGUAGAUAUUUUUAAAAUGAUCGAUAAUUGAAUUUGUUAAAUGAAUAUCUGCAGUUUAUUGGCUAACAAAACAAACACAGUACUGGUAUGCAGCAUUUCUUUAUUGUCUUGCUAAUUGUCGUUAUUACCUACAGUGAUCUCUCAAAAAAAGAAUGACCAAAACAAAAUGUCACAGCAGCAUAGCCAUUUUUAAGGGAAUGAAAGUAUCCGCAUCUCAGACUGUAGACAGUACAGGCUGCUUGAUACCACUUACUGUAACUUUGUAGAUACAUUUUCAAUAAUACUUGUGUUUGUUUGAUAGGUAAACUUGGCUGAUCUGGCAUCCAAAAAUGUUUAGUGUUUUGUGUCUAGCAUGUAGACCUAGCAACCGUAAAAGGGUAAAUUAGAACUCUAUUUACAUGGAAUUCCUAGUGAACGGAAAUGGUGUUAGUUCUUUGCUGGGGGCUUGCCCUUGAAGGAGAGUACCAGUCAUCUGUGCAGAACUAUAGCAGAAACUAUAGCAGAACAGAAACUAUAGCAGCCAAGCUGUAAAGCCAUUCAGUAUUCACUUUACUGAGCUCGGAAAUUGGGAACUUGAAACACAGCCCCUGUAAAGCCAGGUAGCAUACUCUUUGGGGCACUCUGGGUUUGAGGGAAAUGAAGCACAACCCUCUUCCAACAUCUGAAACCCCAUGAACCCAAAGGAUUUGGAGGUCCUCUGAGACCUUCAGGUAAAGUUGUAGUAUACUUCCUAUUAAGCUUAUGACUUUUGAACAUUUCUCACCAUCAUUGUUGAGUUGCCUCAUGCUUCAUUAUUAUCUGGUAUAGUAUUUGACCUCUACACUCUCUCAUGUUUAAAUAUUCUAAACAUUAUCAUUGUUUUAGAACAACAGGAAACUAUGUAUAUAACUACUUUAAAUGGAAGAUAUAUAAGUGCACCUUGACAUGUAUAAGCUGUGCACCUGGAGACAAUUAUACUAUGAUGAUCUAAAAACAUAACUGUUCCCCACACCUUUCUCAGUAGAUUUGUACUUGCUAAUGUGGUACUUGAUGAAGUUCUGUGGCCUGCAAUGUGCAAGAUGUCCCACUAGAUGAUCACAAUGGUCCCUUCUGACCUUUAAAGUCUAUGACUCUAUGAGGUAAACCUGUACAUUCAAAGCUAACUUUGUAAGCUCUGAGAUGUGUCCCAUUUUCUAAACCAAUGCUUAUUUUGUGAACUCAGGAAAAAGCACAGCAACAUGAGCAGAGCAGCCCAGUCAAGGUAAGGGAAACUUCAGUAGCAGAGGCCACCAGCCAGCCAUAAUUCCUAGAUGUUUCAUAUUGCAGCCUGGUGUACUAACACUAGAGUAGAGUGUAGUUACACCCUAUGCCGGUGGAAGUGUGAGCUUGAGGCUAGGGUCUUUUUUCUAAUGAAUCACUGUUACGAACCACCUUUUCUACA
This is a messenger RNA of Trachemys scripta elegans, 5248 nucleotides long. RefSeq names its product neurocalcin delta (gene NCALD). The transcript has 4 exons. Gene Ontology annotation, cellular component: cytosol. The record is from RefSeq and is a predicted model, not a curated record. Gene Ontology annotation, biological process: calcium-mediated signaling. The coding region runs from base 240 to 821 and encodes 193 amino acids. Gene Ontology annotation, molecular function: tubulin binding; actin binding; calcium ion binding. NCBI's taxonomy places the organism in Eukaryota, Metazoa, Chordata, Testudines, Emydidae.